GUGAAACAGCAUAUCAAUCGCCAUGUUACUAUUCUGUGCUGUAAUUUUUGUUGGAGCUAUUCAACUGGUUGACGCUGAUCCUUUCGGACAGUUCCCAUUUCCAUUCCCAAUCGGCCCCAUUGAUCCGUCAGAAUUUCUGAACGUAACGGAUCUAUCAGAGCAAUGCCUAACAGAUGUCAAUAGAUUCACAUCAAGUCUAAACACCUAUGUGCAAACCUUCACGGAAUGUCAACAAGCCGGAGGAUGUACUAAAGAGCAACAGAGAGUGCUCGACGAGCACAUUUUUGCCGUGCAGCAGAUUGACUCUUUUGGCAAAAUUCCGGCAGGAUUACUGGAGUACACAAUAGUCAACACUGGAUCGUACUCGGAAUGCAUGGAUUUAGUGGCACCUUACAAAGUGCAGUUCUGUUACGUGGCCGCCAACGUUGCCUUGGAAGGGCCCCAAGUAGGAGGACUUGGUCCAAAAGUUGCUGUUUGUAUGCCAAGAAGUUGCACUGAAACGGAUAUCACAAAGAUUUUGGAAGGCACUGGUAUACAGCAAUAUGUACCCAUCAACUUCACAGCUUCUGCAAAUUGUGUACCAUUGAAAAACACUUACUCUGCAAACUUUUGGAUAUUUAUAUGCUUUCUGGCAUUUUUUGUUAUAUGGGCGAUCGCUGCUACUUUUACUGACUAUGUUAUUGACACUUACUACAAAGACAGAGUCUAUGGUACAGGAAUGAAGGUGUUUCUCACCUAUUCAAUAUACACCAAUGGGGCAGGACUGAUGGAUGUGAGUCCCUAUAAAAAAGGAACAAUCAAAUCGUUGGCAUCAAUUCGAUUUAUCUCAAUGACCUGGGUUGUAGCAGGGCAUGUGCUUAUGGAUAUUAUGGUCAGCGACACUUUGAAACCUGUUAUGGAAAUAUGGAACCCAUUUUUAUCAACUACAAUUAUAAAUGCUUUUUUCUCCGUGGACACCUUUUUUGUCUUAUCUGGUAUUCUGGUUUCCUACCUCUUCUUCAAAGUUAGGCCUUCUGCCGCAUAUGUCAGGAAUCCUAUGGUGUGGGUCAUGCAUUACGUGCAUCGCUAUUUAAGACUAACUCCACCUAUCAUGGUGUUCAUCUGGUUUUACGUAGCUAUAACCCCGCUUAUUAAUGGGCCAUGGGCUCAGUCAGCGACGGGUAUGCAAACAUCCGCGUAUAAACCGUGUGAGAAAUAUUGGUGGCAUAAUUUACUUUAUAUAAAUAACUUCUUUAAUAUGACACAGAAUUGCUAUGGCAUAACGUGGUACCUAGCGGUCGAUAUGCAGCUCUAUGUUGUUGCUCCAGUCUUUCUCAUUAUAUUCUACAUCUCAUCGUUUGCCGGAAGCGUACUUGUGUGUCUAUGCAUUGCUGGUAGCAUAGCCUACGUGUACUAUAUCAGCAUACAUCUCGACCUUCCAGCAAUCAUGGUGGGAGCUUUUGCGAUGAACGAUGUAACAAACUUUGGAUUGAAGCUAAUGGACUUUUUUGAUUUGUACUACCAAAAACCAUGGAGUCGCUGCACACCGUACUUGAUUGGAUUUGUGGUUGGAUACUUUCUUGCCUCAGGAAAGAAACCAAAACUGAACAAAAUGCUGAUUGUAUCUUUGUGGGGAUUAGCCGCAGCAAUUGCAUUAGCAUCUCUUUACGGUCCGCAUAGGUACAUCAAAGGAGAGGAUUACUGGAGCAACAUAGUAAGUGGAACCUACAAUAACUUCUCGAGAUUUGGUUGGUCGAUAGCAAUAGCUUGGGUUGUAAUCGCAAAUCACUUGGGAUGGGGAGGAAUUAUUGCCGAUUUCAUGGAUCAUCCAUUGUGGCAACCGUUGGGCAGACUUUCCUACUGUGGAUACAUUGUACACUUUUUCCUAAUCUCAUACAUUCUCGACCUAGAUGAUCGACCCUCACAUUUUGUUUCAAUCUGGCGCACGUACAUAUACGCGGGUAUUCCAACAGUUGUUGUCUCAUAUGUUUUCGCCUUCUUUUGGAGCUGCCUCUUCGAAGUUCCUAUUAUAAGAUUAGAAAAGAUGUUGACUGCGAAUCUAACACCAAAGAAAAGUCCUGCUUCUCCCAAGCAAGUCGCGCAGAAAGCUACGAAGGAAGCAUAAGCGGAGUAAAAAAUAACGUUCCCUAAAUAACAGAAUGACAGAUUUGUUGAUGUCAAAUGGUGUUGAGCCUUCACAAAUCUCAUUCUGAGUACAUGCUCUCAAGCACCAAUUCGCGAAGCCGACUCUAACAGCGAUAUAAAGUAUUGUAUAAAACAAGAUAUUGG
Molecule: messenger RNA, 2268 nt
Organism: Cylicocyclus nassatus
Lineage: Eukaryota; Metazoa; Nematoda; Chromadorea; Rhabditida; Strongylidae
Source: the annotation of a GenBank genome assembly